AUGAGUUCCGAAUUACUACAGACCUUCGACACUGUCGCAACUGCCGUAGACGCCGGAGUUAGCGAGGACGACCGCAAGGACCUACUGCAGGCAUGCAAUAAGCUCAUUGCCAAGCUGGAAAGUCCCCCAGACACGGCGACACGAUUGCUCUUCUCGGCCCACCAAGCAAUGGCUGUCAGACUAGGUGUCGAUCUGAAGCUUUUCGACGCGCUAGCAUAUGGUUCGACUACAUCCGAGCAAUUGGCGGCAGACACCAAUAAGAAUGCCGAUCCGUUGCUUGUUACGAGGAUCAUGCGAUUUCUGUCUGCAAUGUCCGUGGUCAAAGAGACCGAACAAAACGGAUAUGCGUUGACGCCCUUCGCCGCAGCUUUGCAGUCGUCUUCGCCGUUGUCAGCUGCAUUCAUUCAUAGGUAUGGAUGCUUCAUCUCCGAGGAUAAUGGGCCGGUAUUCAUAUGGACUAGCACACAUUUCUUGACUGUUCUGUCGAGACUGCCGGAGUACUUCCACCAUAAUGGAUGGAAGAGCCCUGAUGAUGGCUUUAAUGGACCCUUUCAAUAUGCCAUGGGCACCGAUGCUCAUUAUUUCGACUUUCUGAACACACAUCCCUAUUACCAGCAGGCAUUCAACACCGUCAUGAGUCUUCCAUUCCGACGACGGGGCCAGGACUGGUUCGAGUUUUUCCCCGUCACAGAGCGCUUGAAUGUGCCCGGUGAAUCCAAUGUGCUAAUCGUCGAUGUCGGCGGCAACCAGGGCGAGGACCUGAAGAAGCUCAAAAAGCGAUUUCCCGAUCUGUCGGGCAGGCUCAUCAUCCAGGAUCUACCUGUCGUUGUAGAGGGUGCUCAAGAUCUGCCACCUGGCAUCGAGGCCCACGGUCAUGACUUCUUCCAGCAGCAACCGAUCUGCUACUCCAGGGCCUACUUCAUGCGUACGGUCUUGCACGACUGGCCGGACAAACAGGCUCGCCUAAUUCUGCGACGGCUGCACGCAGCCAUGGGCUCAGACUCCAUCCUGCUCAUCAACGAAGCCAUGCUCCCGGAGGAAGAGGCACCGCUGGGAUCCGUGCUGUCCGACAUGCAGAUGAUGGGCUCCUUCGCGUCGCUGGAACGGACAGAAGGGCAGUGGCAGCAACUGCUAGAGGCAUCGGGGUUUGACCUCGUACGAGUUUGGCUUCCCGAUGGCUUUCAGACAGACCACGCCGUUUUGUUCGAAGCUCGCAGGAAGACUUAG
Messenger RNA from Penicillium lagena, 1227 nucleotides. RefSeq lists its product as uncharacterized. The transcript has 3 exons. Gene Ontology annotation, molecular function: O-methyltransferase activity. Bases 1 to 1227 code for a protein of 408 amino acids. NCBI's taxonomy places the organism in Eukaryota, Fungi, Ascomycota, Eurotiomycetes, Eurotiales, Aspergillaceae. The record is from RefSeq and is a predicted model, not a curated record.